CUUAAUUGCCCAACAGCUGCUGGUCCAUUUCCUUACGAUUCGAACAACAAUCUCAUUGCAACUGUCCCUUCCUUGCCAUACACAACUUACAACUUCCCUCAUUCAACCACCGCCAAAAUGAAGACUUUCGUUGUCAUUGCAGCUCUUUCCACCAUCUCACUCGCUACACCUGCCAAUCUUCCACUCAUCGGCUUCGCAAACCCCACCAUAGCGACAACAUUCUUGGGCAUCGACACUGGCGACCCAACUCCAACCGCCGAGCCCAGCCCAACUCCAACAAUCGAUUUUGACAAUGGAACCCCUCCAACACUAGCCCCUGGAGCAGGUAGACACGUAUACGUCGAAACAUCCUCCGACAGUUCUCUAGUCAACCAAUGGCUGGUCGUCUCCCCCAACCCCGGAAAUCCCGUCACCUUCACUACCAACAAAGCCCUCGCAGCGAACUGGACAACUACUCAGGACAGCUCGGUCAAAGAUGAUGAAAACCCAAAUGGAGACGCUAUGAUAGACACGGCCACUGGAUUUUACGCUUACAUUAAUGGGUCAUUCUUUCCCGGCGAUACCCAGGUCCACGUGUAUGACGUCCUUUUUCAAGACACGCCGCUGGGUGGCUUUUCCCCCAUUAUUCCAGUAGUGAGCUCGAUUACUCAGAGCGUUCAGAUGGCCAAAUUGACGAUCAAUCUCUUCGGCAAAAUUCAGGAGGAGCGCUUGAAUAUUAUCCAGACGUGUGGCGGAGAUGUGGGACCACAUUUGGUGCUGUCCGAAUUCUUUGUGGAUGGAUGCCAGAAUUUGACUUUACGAUAUGCGGAAUGAGGAGAGCGUCGACGUUGAGGCAUCUAUGCGUUAUUGCGAAAGGAAUGCUGAUUUGUGAAAGGUGGUUUUCCUAGAUGUUUGUAUGAUAUGUAGUAAUUUGGUUGCACCUGUGUAGAGUUUAGUCUGCCUUUUGUGCUGCUUUACAGUACUGCGACGCAAUCAUCAAUGUUCAUUCACCAUCUCUCCAUACGCCACACUCUCCAUUUCGUUCUCCAGCAUCUCAUCAAGCAUCUUUUGCAUAGCCAAAUCCACCUGCAGCUUGUUCCUCGCCGACUCAUCGCCGAGCAAGCUCCGGCAUUCCCUGUUUUCCAUCCUCUGCAUUCUGCAACGCCUCGCUCAGGCUCCUCGGCGCACUCCCCGUGAUACCAAGCGCCUCACUCCCCAACUCAGCCGGCUUACUAGAAGUGCUUUGGCAGUCUUUCAUUGAGAGAGAGACGGGAAUGUGCGCUCCAGUGCCGAUGACAGGUAGCGUGACAAUUGUGCAGCCACUCAAUGUACUGGAUGCUCCAAAGCUUGGUUCCAAGAUCACUUCCUCCUUGGAGAAGGCCUAGCGAGUGGUAAUAUUGCCCUACCUGGAACGGCAUUCGUCUCAGCGCUUUUGACAUCUCGUGAUUCAAGAACUACCGCCAGCGUCAAGAAACUCCAUCAUCGAGGAGUACCUUCUGCUUGCGAGCGUCCGAAUCUGAGCUGUAAGGUGUAGUUCCCAAUAGGUGAUAAGCUGCCGGCUGUAGGAGCAUGGCAGUUCUUGUGGUUCUUGCCAGGAUCGCACCAGCGGUACUACCUUAUGUUGCC
Molecule: messenger RNA, 1605 nt
Organism: Sphaerulina musiva SO2202
Lineage: Eukaryota; Fungi; Ascomycota; Dothideomycetes; Mycosphaerellales; Mycosphaerellaceae
Exons: 2
Coding region: 118-813 (231 amino acids)
Source: RefSeq, a predicted model, not a curated record